UUAUUCGACCUCACACGCAAUUUCUCGGUUCACAAUCGCUGCGUCUUUUACAUCACAAACCGACACAAUCGUUAAACUUCGCCAUCAACCGCUCGCGCAAAUGUUACGUCAUUCGUUUGGUUACGUCAUAGCUGAAAAACACGCGACGUUUUUUUUUCAUGGGGCCCCAUGUGCGUUUUAUCUUGUAUAUUCUAAAUAUAUUUGCGCUAUGAGCGCGAAGCAAGAAGGUUAAACAAUUGGUAAAGUAUAAAUUAUAAACUGCAUUAUUACGUAAAUAAGUUCUUUUGUAGAAACCUUGAUGAUGUGACGUCACAAAGUGUCGAUGACGCAACAGAAAAACCCACUUCUCUGUGACAUCACAGAGGACCAAGCGAACCAAUGACGUAUAAAGGAAGAAUGAAUAAAAGUCAGCGAAAAAAGCUGCUAAAGAAAAGCGCAAGAAACGAGAGAGUUUCGAAAACUACAGCCCGUAAAGCCGCUUACGAUGUCACCCAAUUACCGUUUUGGAACUACGAUGGCUUUGAAAAACGGGGUUGGGAAACGUUUGGAGUUAUUCGUCGGAGCUCCGUAUUAUGAUCAGAAUCUUCUUACAAAGGACAGAAGAAGCGGUGCUGUGUUUAGUUGCUCGUUUAAUGGAACGCAGAACACGGAUGUUCUUUGUUCGGAAAAGCUGCUAUCGGGUGAAGAAGACUCUUUUGGAAUUUCCUUAAGUCUUGCGCAAAACGGGGACAAGUUACUGGCUUGCAGUAGCCAGCGUACUCUCAACUGUGACAAGUCAGUCUUGCAGGAGCGACUGAUUGGAGCUUGUUACACAACUAACACAGGGAGUACUCGAAAGCUUGUUCAAGUUGAAUCUCCGUGUACAACAAUGUGUGUUAGCGAAUUUCUGAAUAUUGUUGAUAUUAUUUUUGUACUGGAUGAAUCUGGGAGCGUUUCGUUGUCCUCGUACAAGCAGGCCUUAAGAUGGGUGGUGGAACUUCUCACGUCGUUUAGAGAAGACGUGGAUAAAGGCAACGUCCAUGUCGGUGUUGUGGCUUUCCAUAGUUGGGCAGGAACAAGGAUAGCUCUGGGUGCUUUUGAAUUCUCCAAUCUACAAGCACGAAUUAUCGCUCUGAGCAAUGGUAGAAAUUAUGGGGGAACAAAUAUUGCGCCAGCAAUCGACGAAACACUGAGGGAGUUUAACAGAAACGGAAGGACCGGAAUACAAAAGCAAAUGAUUCUUAUGACCGACGGUUACAGCUCCUAUCCCAACGCUAUAUCUCCGGCUGCUCAAAGAGCAAGAGCACAAGGGGUGGUAACGGUUGCAGUGGGCGUCGGUGGGAGUUCUUAUGCUCAAUUGCUGAACAUAGCUGGCAACCAAACUCGAGUGUUUUACGCAACAAACUUCAAUCGACUUGGAGAAGUAGUGGAAAGCGUGAGAUCUUUUAUAACAGACACUUCAACCCAGUCACGAGAAGGGGUUAUUAGCAACACGACGAACUUAUUAUACGAAUGCCAACUUGGAAGUUCGGCCCAUAUAUCAAAGAACAACAACAUGUAUAUUGGUGCAGUUGGAUCAUUUGAUCGAACAGGAUCGGUGGCUGACUACUUUGCUAAUGCGGAGAAAGUCUCUCUCAAUUACACCAAUGUACUAAACUCAACUGUGGAAUUAUGUAACAACACAAGCAAUUCUAGUUGUAACUUGGAAGAUUCAUAUAUAGGAUAUUCGGUUACAAGUGGCAACUUCUUCGGUAGUAAUAACACAGAAUAUGUUGUGAGUGGGGCGCCAAGAUAUAACUCUAGUGGUGCGGUUCUAAUUUAUGAAGCAGCCUCUUCUUUACCUUUGAACAAAUCUGACUUUAUUUUCCUAACCCCUCGUCUUCACCGGCAAAUUGGUUCAUACUUCGGUCACUCCUUGUGUACAGUAGAUCUCAAUAACGAUGGAUUGGACGAUUUGGUCGUCUCUGCUCCUUUGUACAACGAUAAGAGAGGAUACGAUCAGGGUCGUGCCUUUGUUUUUAUGAACAACUCAACUAUUCCUGGCCCAAGAUUUUGGGCAUUGAGUGAGACGUUUACACCCGUUGUUCUCCGUGGUUCGAACGCAAAUGGAGCUCGAUUUGGGAUGUCUGUUGCUGUAGUUGGUGACGUAGAUAAUAACGGUUAUGACGACAUAGCUGUAGGUGCUCCGAUGGAAGAAAGCUCCUCUACCGGCAGUGGCGCUGUUUAUAUUUAUUUCUCGUCAAGUGAGGGAUUGGAAAACAACUUACAUCAAAGAAUUCUCGGCAAGUCGGUUUCAUUAUCGCUUGUACAGUUUGGCUUAAGUAUAAUGGGGAGAUCGUAUAACGUUAGUACCGAUGUCGACGGGAACGGGUACUCUGACGUCAUCAUUGCGUCACCCGCUAGUGACGUAGUAGUCGUGCUUUACUCUCGACCUGUAGUGUUGGUGACGUCACGAUUGGAGGUGGAACCCCGGGUUCUUGACGUCAUCAAAUGUGCAAGAAAUACGUCAGUACCUUGUGCUAAAGUUCGAGUUUGUUUAAACGGCUCAUUUGCUGAUGGUAGACCUCUGGGAAGAAACUAUUCAACAUUGGAGGUGAAACUGAAUCUCGAUUCUGGGACAGUCGAAACAACAAGGAAUCGACUUAUUUUUAUGGAAGAUUCGUCCUCGGAAAGAAUAUUUUUGCACAAACUGACACACAACGAAUCAUGUUCUACGUUUGAUGUUCAAGUAAAUGUAGCAUCGCUUUCACCCGACACGUUUUCCCAACAAACCGAUUUCCCCAUCGCCCUGAAAGCUUCUUACGACUUCCCCGCCUCCCAUAAGAGCAUUAUCGUGUCUCCUGUGUUAAGUCCACUAGUUUCACCUGUUGUAUAUGCUACUUGCAAGUUAGAAACGGGUUGUACAAUUGGAACAAACGGAAACUGCAACAGUCGUUUGGAAUUAAAAUAUUCGUACUCAAUCGAGUCAUCUUCUGAACCUUUGAUACUGGAAGACCUUAACGGGAUGUUAACAAUCAAUGCAACUGUUUUGAACAGAGGACCAGAGCCAACAUACACUGCUACACUUACUGCGGAUGCAACGUUACAACUGCUCAAGCCACCAACUGAAUGUAUGGUCCCUGCAGCACGAAGCAGCGCCGACUCAUCGUAUGCUGUUAAACUUCAAUAUCAGGGAAGUUCAUCUGGAAUUCCAAACCUCUUGCAACCAGGAGAUCAGUGUAGAUUUAUCCUUGACUACCCUCUUGCUGAAUUGGCACGAAAUGCAACGGAUGAGCAAUUGCUUGUAGGAGGAAUCUUGACAGGCGGUAUAACAAAUUCAGCGGAACGGGUUCAAACUUUUUCCAGGCCGUUACUGUAUAAAGUUGAUGCAUCCAGUCAAGGAACAUCUCAACCAAACUCAUUAUUUUACAACCGAACCCUCGGACAAAAUUUCACAACCAGUUUGACAGAUCCGGUUUUAGGCGGUCGAGAAACAGAUAUAAAGCACAUGUAUUCGGUGGAAAACAUUCGCGCUAUACGAAUACCAAUUGCGACGUUGGUAUUUAAAUGGCCGGGAAGAACUGCCGGGGGUUUACCUUUGUUGUAUCUGUACGAGUUCCAGUGCACGUCGGAUGCGUCAUGUAGUUGUAACGUCAUGGGCAAAGUAAACUCUCUGCAGCUACCAUACAAUACUAACACGAGUAACAAGGCGAACGUUACUUUAAACUUCCUACCAGAAGAGAACGAAGCAGAAAACAUCAAAACCUACGGGGAUUGUAAGGAUACUAUUUGCGAAGAGAUACGUUGUACCGUGGAAGAUUUGAAGUCGUUUCAAAGGAUUAAUCUAGUUGCCAAAUUUAAACUAUGGAUACCAAGUCUACCUCAGCGUAAACUUGACUCGUCAGUAUUUAGUUCAAUUUCUCUCAGUGUGAGGCCACCGUUACACCCAUUACAGUUGGCCGAAUCUAAGGUAAUCACACGCGUAUCAGCUUUUACAGCCCCGGAAGCUGUUAAAGAAUUAUCUCCCUUGGGAUUAUGGCCGUUUAUCGCCAGUGCAGUCGGAGGGUUCGUCCUCUUGUUGUUAGCUGUCCUUACUUUAUGGAAGUGUGGCUUCUUCGAAAGCAAAUACAAACAGAAAACGGCGGAAGCAAAAGGAAAACUUGCAGAAGCGGCAGCAUACACACAGCCCGUACCUACUGACGACGAACAACCACCCAAAAAAUAAAUUCGCAGAGCACAAAUAUUUGAAUAGCAUUCUGAGUACUGCUUCGUUUUGUUGUAAAUAAAGUAGGGUGGGUAAAGACG
Molecule: messenger RNA, 4263 nt
Organism: Ciona intestinalis (vase tunicate)
Lineage: Eukaryota; Metazoa; Chordata; Ascidiacea; Phlebobranchia; Cionidae
Source: RefSeq, a predicted model, not a curated record